This is a messenger RNA of Anopheles coustani, 744 nucleotides long. RefSeq lists its product as uncharacterized. The transcript has 2 exons. The record is from RefSeq and is a predicted model, not a curated record. The coding region runs from base 1 to 744 and encodes 247 amino acids. NCBI's taxonomy places the organism in Eukaryota, Metazoa, Arthropoda, Insecta, Diptera, Culicidae.
AUGAAAGUGUUCCUGUGUGUGGUGGUGCUGGUCGGGUGCACGCUGGCCCUCGGUUCGGCCCAGAAGGACUGUGGCACGAGCGAGGGUGCGCUGUCUUGUCACGGAGCGAAGAUAGUGCGGAAUCUCGUGAAGCGACUGGCUCGUUCGGGCAAGUCGGAAGAGGUCGGCGUGGUUAAGCUUUUCCCGGGCGUGGAAAUUGUCGACGCCAGCGGCAGCGAGGACCGCGAGCGAUCGUUCAACGAAGUGCCGGACGAGGAUCGGACCGUGUUCGGGCGCGUGGGAAAAUACCUCCAAAGCCACGAGAUCAAGAUCAACUUCGGGCAGUUGCUGAAGCGGUCCGACAUCCAGGAUGCCAUCCGUACCGCGUUCGGCUCGAUGGACCAGGAGGUGAUCGCCGAUGUGGCCGAGGCCCGCAAGAAGGACAAGGGAGGACUGGGCGCGAUCAUGAUGAUGGGUCUCAUGAUGGGAAAGCUGCUGGCGGCUCUCGGCUUCGGUGGCGUGGGACUGCUGGCUCUGAAGGCGCUCGGUGUGUCGAUGGUGGCGCUGCUCUUGUCCGCCAUCCUGGGACUGAAGAAACUCACCGAACACGGCGACCACAAGGGACGACACAAUGACGAGCACUUUGAGGUGCACUCGGACGAUGGUCACCACGAGCAUGGAGCGUCCCGGAAGCGUCGCUCGGUGGAGGAUGAACAGGCGGCCAACCAGCUGGCCUACAACGGUUGGGCACAGCUUAUCAACUGA